Onthophagus taurus is the source of this 627-nucleotide messenger RNA. Its product is annotated as cytochrome c oxidase assembly factor 1 homolog. Gene Ontology annotation, biological process: mitochondrial respiratory chain complex IV assembly; mitochondrial respiratory chain complex I assembly. Lineage: Eukaryota; Metazoa; Arthropoda; Insecta; Coleoptera; Scarabaeidae. The record is from RefSeq and is a predicted model, not a curated record. Gene Ontology annotation, cellular component: mitochondrial inner membrane.
GCGUACACAAAAUUACACAGGGUCCGUGGGAUUCACAAAAAUGCCCCAAAGCUAAUAUUCCAUCCAUUUAAACACUUUCGAAGUCGUUAAAAUGAACACUUUCGUUUUUAUUUUGAGGUUAUGUAAAUAAAUUUUGAGGUUAAGCAAUACAAGUCGUUUGUAAAUUAUAAAAAGCAUAAAAAUGUUUCCGAGUAAUAUGGCAUUGGUAAAAUUGGCUUCGGUUGGUGGAAUUUUAACAGUUACGAUGGGUUUAGCAUAUCGAUGGCAAGUGAAUAAGAGAGUGUGCGAAUUUGAACCGUAUAGAGCCACCUUUAAAAUUGUACGUGCCCAUAAAGGAGCUGUUGAAUUAUUAGGAGAACCUAUAAAAGAUAAAUUAGUUGAUAUUGGGAAUACAGAGAAAAAUUACACCAAAGAUCUUGCAGCACAAUAUGAAGUACCGGUUAGUGGUACUAAGCAACGAGGGACAGUUUAUUUUUGGGCUGAUCGUGAAGGAAUUGAUAAACCAUGGAAGAUUAGUCGUAUCGAAUUAGGCUUAAAAGAUGAACCAGAGCGAAGAUUAUUAAUAAGUGGUGGGGUUGAUGUUAAAAAUGUCUUGUAAUUUCUUUUUCUAAAUACAAUUACCAAAUA